Messenger RNA from Pediculus humanus corporis (human body louse), 909 nucleotides. Its product is annotated as L-asparaginase, putative. NCBI's taxonomy places the organism in Eukaryota, Metazoa, Arthropoda, Insecta, Psocodea, Pediculidae. Gene Ontology annotation, molecular function: asparaginase activity. The coding region runs from base 1 to 909 and encodes 302 amino acids. The record is from RefSeq and is a predicted model, not a curated record. The transcript has 6 exons.
AUGGUCGUACCUGUUGUUCUUGUUCACGGUGGAGCUGGUAACAUUGCUGACGAAACAGUUUCAGACGUCAUUUCCGGUGUUAAAAAAGCUGCAGAAAAGGGUUAUGACGUUCUAAUAAAAACCGAUUCUCCUUUAGAUGCUGUACAAGCUGCUGUCGAACAAAUGGAAGAUGAUCCUCGUUUCAAUGCAGGUACCGGUGGGGUCCUUACGUUAGAUGGAGAAUUGGAAACUGAUGCCAUUAUAAUGGAAGGAACAACUCUUAAUCUGGGUAGCGUGGGAUGUGUACGUCACAUUCUACAUCCGGUUGCUUUGGCUAGAAAAGUUAUGGAAAAUUCACCGCAUGCAAUGUUGGUUGGAGAAGGAGCUCAAAGAUUUGCUGCAGAACAAGGAAUGAAAACAGUACCUGCUUAUAGAAUGGUAACCCAAACUGCAAUUAAUAAUUUGGAAAAUUUUUUAAAAGGAAAAUCUUCAUGUGAAGAUGCAGGACUUUUUGGAAAUGGAACUGUUGGAGCUGUUGCAGUUAGUAAAAGUGGAAAAGUUGCUAUGGCAACAUCAACAGGUGGUACAACUGGAAAAGCACCAGGUCGACUUGGAGAUACUCCAAUACCAGGUAGUGGAGGUUAUGCUGAUGAUAAAAUUGGUGCUGUGUCAGCAACAGGAAAAGGAGAAUCAAUAAUGAGAGUCUGUUUGUCUAACCGCAUAUUAAAUUUAAUGGAACAAGGUAAAAAAGCUCAAGAAGCAACUGAUGAUGCUCUUAAUUAUAUGGGGUCUGUUGUUGGUGACACAGCUGGAGCCAUAACAGUUUCCAACAAGGGUGAUAUUGGAAUUGGUUUUAUAUCAAAAAGAAUGGCUUGGGCUUACAAAAAAGGUGAUGAACCAGUUGUGGGAGGAGUAAACAAACCUACAUAA